UUACUGGUUCAGGGAUUGAACUUUCCAAGUGACAACCUAACAGCAGCCAUCUCACCCUUACCUCAGUCCAACUCAAGCCCCUCUCGUCAUCACUCGAUUAAAAAGCUUCAAAACCAAACACGCAAUCAUCAAACGGUCUUCUUCGUCUCCCUCCCUCUCUCUCUCUCUCUCAACAAUAAGAACCAAGCACAUUCCUUGCAUCCAUUGGAAUAUCCCUCUCUCUCUUUCGAUUCAUUGUCCUCCUAAAUCCAUCUCUUUCGUAUGAAUAAUUGAAUCCCCAAGUGGAUUUUGGAACUACAGUUUCUCCUUUUCCUACGUAGAGCGGUUUAUUUUUAGUAAAUUUCAUUCGAUGGGCAUCUGCAAAUAAGCUUUCAUGUGCAUUAUCCCUCCUCAAAAUCCAUCUUUUGCGAAGUUGGUGCCAGCGAAUCGAGCGAUUCAAUCCGGAGGAACCCAAUACGCUGCUGCCACCAAAUUGGGUUCCUCUCGGGAUUGAAGGGUAGAUCGGAUUUUGGUGACGGAAAUUCGCGUUUUUCUAUUCCACGGCGGUCGGGAAGAUGAACGCAGUGGAACGAUUAGGGAGCUACAUAACGAGGGGAGUCUACACUGUUGCCGGGCCAUUCCAUCCGUUUGGUGGCGCCGUUGACAUCAUCGUGGUGGAGCAGCAGGACGGCACCUUCAAAUCGACACCUUGGUACGUGAAGUUCGGCAAAUUUCAGGGAGUGUUGAAGCGACGGGAGAAGCUUGUCACCGUCUCCGUCAAUGGCGUGGAGGCUGAGUUUCACAUGUUCCUGGACCACAAGGGCGAGGCUUAUUUUCUCAAGGAGGUUGAUCAAGAUGACGACGAUGGGGCUCCAAGUGCGCCAUCUUCCGGUGAAGACACGGAGGAUGGGAAGCGGAGAAAGAAGGGUGGUUGUCAGUCCGAAGAUUUGGACAGCCGCCAGAGAUCGGAGUUGGACGAAGAUCCCAUGAAUCCGGCGAGGACGGUGAUCAAUGAGAACAACGGGAAGUUGCUGAUGAGGACCAAUUCGAGGCGAUCUCGCAUUCUCGGGCUUGUUUUUGGGAGGAGGUCGAUGAAGGGGGAGAGGAGGGACGGCAGUGGCGUCGAUAGGAUCGACUCGUUGGAGAGAGCUGAGAUUGCAGCUGAUCUUCUCGAAGUCAAAUGGUCGACCAAUUUUUCUGAUCGUACGAAGGAAGGUACUGCCACUAAUUCUUCGUCGCUGUCUUCUACCUCUCCCUUGACUAAUGGCAGGGAUGAUCCUGGUUUGGCUAAGGAUAGACGAGUAGGUGGGAAUUACGACGCUAGUGCUUUGAUUUUGAAGAAUUCUGCUCGGGAGAGUCCUUCUCUGCCGCAAGAUGAUUCAAUUGUAGGAAAGAACUCUGAAUUGGACUUACCAGAAUCUCUAAACUCUUGUUCUUCGCUGGAAUGUAGCUCGGUUUUGUCUCUGCCUGCUGAAAAAGAAACACAAGGAAACGAUUGUGUUGGCAUUGAUAAAGAGCUGGCAAUGUCUCCACCAAUUACAGAAUCGGAGAGUUCGGACGAAAAAGAACCAAAAGAAAAUGGUGGGAACGUCCUUUCGACGGAUGGAGUUUCUGAUGUGGCGAGGGAGGUGAAUGGCGACGCCCCAUCAUCUUCUAAUAUUGCUCCACGCUGGAAUGUAGCAGAAGAGGAAAAUUGUGAUGUUGAUUUUCUUGAGUUGGUGACUUCUGGUAUGAAGGAUCCUUCUUCCAUGCUAGAAGAUAGUUCUGUUGGGGGAAUGGAUGAUGGGAUGGAGUUUUCAGUUCUCCAAAAUUCAUGUUUAACGUUGGAAGGUAGCUUUCCAUUACCCAAAAGUGCUGAAAAAGAAGAACAAGAAAACGACUGUUCUGGCAUCCGUGCCGAGGCGCAAAUGUCUACAAUGGUUAUAAUAUCAAAACGUUUGAAUUCAGGUGCAAAAGAAUCAAACGAGGAGUGUACGUGCGUCACUUCAAUGGCAGAAAACUCUAAGAAGGAGAGUGAAUCAGAAGAUGAUUCUCUUUCGUCAUCUACUCUGGAACCUGGGGUCGAUGAUGCUAAUACAAGGACUUGCAACGAUGAGGUUAUUGAGCAGGAAACUGUUCAGAAAGGCUGGACGGAUGAGGUUCAACUUAAUGCUGAGUUGUUAUGUGAGACAACUGAGCUGGUUAAUGAACCUACUUUAUCGCGCAACUUGCUUAUACAGGUCGAAGAAAAAAGAGAAAAUUAUUUAAAACUGAAACAAGAUGGAAAAGAUCGUUGCUGCCCCCUUGACGAACACGAAAUUGUAACAGAGAAGAAAUAUAAGUCUAGUGAUUUCACCUUACAAAGUUAUGGUUCAGAUAAGAUGAUUGAUGGUAAUGAGACAGAAAACGUAUUAGAAUAUGGUUCAACCCAUACUGGAGACAUGGAAGUCUUUCAAUUCGAUGAUAUUUCAGAAAACGAAAAUCUUGUGACGAAUGUGGCUGUUGACGUGGAUACAUUGGAUAGAGCUUCUCCAAUGGAGACGGCGAAGAAUUCUGAAAGCCAAAGGGAACAUCUAGAUGAUGUCUGCUCCUCUCCAGAUCAAUUUGACAAUGCGGAAGUCACGGAAAAUUUGUCAUAUCAUGGUGCCAAUUUAGCAUAUCCCAGCUAUCCACCAUCAUUGAAGGAUAAAACAUCAACCGAAAGCAUUUCGUCUGGUCAGGGCGGUCACAAGGCAGACAAAAAUGAGUUAGAAAUAGAUAAUGAUGUCACAGUGCUGACCUCUGUGGCUAGUUCCCUGAAUUCUAUUAAUGGCAGUCUGACUGCAUCUUGUUCAGGCCACGUUGCAGGCUGUCAACUUUUGGAAGAUGAGCUUCUUACUGAUAUUUCCAGCUUUCCGAAUGGCAAGGACAAUGUUCCAGCAUGGCCCUCCCAAGAUGCAGCAGUUGAUGGAGAAAUGAUGACAUAUGCUACCAAUGGUACUCUGGAGAAGACAAGUGAGCUGGAGAGGAUGCUUCACGAAUCAUCUUUGUCUUCCGAGCUUAUCUUUGAAUCAACCACAGAAGAUGACAUACAGGAGUCGUCGUGUGGUUGUUAUCAUAUGACGCCUGUUGAAGCAAUGGAGAGAUCCAAGCCAAUUAGCAUCUUAAAACCUCUCAAGCAUGAAGGUGAUGCCGAACCAUUCUCAAAAUCUUUACCCGUCCUCAGAUCUGGCAUCUCUGACCUGGAAAGCUUUGGCAUUCAUACUCUAAGUCAUUCACUGACUUCAAACUAUGAACUCUUGAAGAUGGGAAUCCUCGGGAAGGAUUUUGAAAGCCCUUCAGAUGAUAGAGUUGCAUCUAAAGUUAAAAUGGAAACCGAGCAGAGCAAGCCUGAGGGUGAUACUUCCGUUUGUGAAACUCAAAGUGGAUCAGAAUCCCAAAGGCCUCAAGUUGACAAUCUCGUUGAAAUAUCUCUUUGUAAGCACUUGCUGUCUGAAGGAAUGGGGAUCGAAGCUGCUUCAAAGACAUUUGAUGCCGAGAAAGUUUCUUUUGAGAAGUUCAGUGCUUUGGGCCCAUCAAUUCUGAAAAAUGAUAGGCUUGUAGUUAGGAUAAACGGUCAAUACUUUCCAUGGGAUGCUGCAGCACCAAUUGUUCUGGGCAUGGUUUCAUUUGGACAUGAAAAGACAUUGGAACCCAAGGGCAUGAUUGCUGUUGAACGAAUUGAAAAGAAACUUGAAAAGUACCCCUCCUCUGCAAUUGUUCCCUCAGGUGGAAGCUGGAGAUUCUGGCCGUUUGGUUUUAACAAAUCAAAAUCACUUACAGCUACUCGGUCACUCCCAAGUGAUUGCUUGGGUGACAGUGGUGAAAAAUCUCUUGAGAAGCAACUUAGUGCAGCAGAAAGGGAGGAUAUGAAUACAAGAUCUACUAAGAAGGUCCGAACAAUUAUUCCAACAUCUGAACAGUUGGCAUCACUGAACCUGAAAGAAGGGCAGAACAUAGUAACUUUUACAUUUUCUACUGCAAUGCUAGGAAAGCAACAGGUUGAUGCUAGAAUUUAUCUUUGGAAAUGGAACACACGGAUAGUCAUCUCAGAUGUUGAUGGAACCAUCACUAAAUCAGAUGUUCUUGGACAGUUCAUGCCUUUGGUUGGGAAAGACUGGUCACAUUUGGGUGUGGCACAUCUAUAUUCUGCAAUAAAGGAAAAUGGUUAUCAAAUGCUAUUCCUCAGUGCUCGUGCUAUCUCGCAAGCUUAUCUAACAAGGCAGUUCCUUUUCAACCUUAAGCAGGACGGAAAAGCGCUUCCUGAUGGACCAGUUGUCAUUUCUCCUGAUGGGUUGUUCCCUUCCUUAUUUCGAGAAGUUAUUAGAAGGGCUCCUCAUGAAUUCAAGAUUGCAUGCCUUGAGGAUAUUCGUGCACUAUUUCCUCCUGAUUGCAAUCCAUUUUAUGCUGGUUUCGGAAACAGAGACACAGAUGAGAUCAGCUACCUGAAGGUUGGAAUUCCAAAGGGUAAAAUUUUCAUCAUUAAUCCCAAGGGUGAGGUAGCUGUGAACCGUAGGAUUGAUACAAAGUCGUACCAUUCCUUGCAUUCGCUUGUUAAUGGCAUAUUUCCAGCUGUGUCCUCAUACGAGCAAGAGGACUUUAACUCAUGGAAUUACUGGAAGAUGCCUCUUCCUGAUAUCAAUGACUAAAGUGAAUCCAGAUGCUUCAACUUCCAGUGGAAAUGCUAAACCAGUUUAUGUUCAUGAUCAAAGGAUGCCAUAAGCAUAUUCUUUCUAUAGGGCCUGCAGUUAGCACAGGCACGUCUUCUGUGGAACCGAGUAUUGUGUAUAAAUUAUCACGAUACCUUGCUAGCAGAAAUUUUGGCAGUCUAACUCCUGGCUUUGGUAACUUCACCUAAUCAGCCUGGAGUUUCAUCACGGUUGUUCCACGCUAAUCAGAUGAUAGUCCAAAAAGAUGCUCUCCAUCUGGCCAUCAUCGGAAGAAAAGUUCUCCUUCGCGGGUAAUUUGAGUCUGUACAGAUUAACACUCGUACUAAUUUGACCAAGUUUAGGUGAAGAAAUUGUAUAGAAGCUGGGGGGCAAUGCAAGAAAUUUUGGGGUAUCUGACAGAAUAUGUAAUUUAUUUACAGUGCUAUUCUUAUGUAACCUUUCCAUUCCAGCAGAUUGAGUGGUUCGGUAAUUUCCAUCGUAUGAGGGCAAGUGUUUGAAAGAAAUUUGUAAAGUAUCUUAUAGAACCCUUGUGCACAUAGUGUUCAUUUUUCCUGCAGUGCAAGCCUUGAAAGAUGAUAAUAAUGGUGAAGAUGUACAGAUUCCUGUUGUUUUA
Molecule: messenger RNA, 5259 nt
Organism: Nymphaea colorata (pocket water lily)
Lineage: Eukaryota; Viridiplantae; Streptophyta; Magnoliopsida; Nymphaeales; Nymphaeaceae
Exons: 11
Coding region: 555-4625 (1356 amino acids)
Molecular function (GO): phosphatidate phosphatase activity
Source: RefSeq, a predicted model, not a curated record